AAAAUUGAGAGAGUCAAAAUUCAAUCCUUGAUUUUCUCUCCAAAUCCGCCUCUUAUAAACUACCCUCCUUUCACGCUUGCUCAUUCUCUGUGUACUCUGUUUUCUCCGUUUUCUCUUUACAUCUCAACAGCAGAGUCCAAAAACAACCGAAAAUGUCGAAGAACGAUGAAGUGUUCAUUGGCUCGAUCGAUCAAGGAACCACCAGCACCAGAUUCAUCAUCUACGAUCGCCAUGCUCGUGCUGUAGGAUCUCACCAGGUCGAGUUCACUCAGUUCUACCCACAAGCAGGAUGGGUGGAGCAUGAUCCAAUGGAGAUACUGGAGAGUGUGAGGCUGUGUAUGGCAAAGGCGAUUAAUAAGGCUACUGCUGAAGGUCACAACAUAGACAAUGGAUUGAAGGCGAUUGGGUUGACCAAUCAGAGGGAGACCACUCUUCUUUGGAGCAAAUCCACUGGUUGUCCUCUCCACAAUGCCAUUGUCUGGAUGGAUGUCCGCACCAGCGCUGUUUGCAGGAAAUUGGAGAAGCAAUUAUCUGGCGGUAGAACCCAUUUUGUGGAGUCAUGUGGCUUGCCCAUUAGCACAUAUUUCAGUGCAAUGAAGCUUAUCUGGUUGAUGGAAAAUGUGGAUGCUGUUAAGGAGGCUGUGAAAGCCGGUGAUGCUUUGUUUGGAACUAUAGACACUUGGUUAAUUUGGAACUUAACUGGUGGUGUGCAGAAUGGGUUACAUGUUACUGAUGUCUCUAAUGCAUCCAGAACAAUGCUCAUGAAUCUCAAAAGUCUUGAUUGGGAUAAAUCCACUUUAGAAACCCUAAAAAUACCCGCUGAGAUUCUGCCUAGAAUUGUAAGUAAUUCUGAGAUUAUAGGAAAGAUCGGCAAAGGGUGGCCAAUAACUGGUAUCCCCAUUUCAGGAUGUCUUGGUGACCAACAUGCUGCAAUGGUGGGACAAGCAUGCCGGAAAGGAGAGGCCAAAAGCACAUAUGGGACAGGUGCUUUUAUCCUCCUUAAUACUGGCGAAGAGGUAAUUAAGUCCUCGAAUGGGCUUCUAAGCACUUUGGCUUUUAAGCUUGGCAAAGAUGCACCAGCAAACUAUGCUCUAGAGGGUUCAAUCGCUAUUGCUGGGGCUGCGGUUCAGUGGCUUAGAGACAGUCUUGGGAUAAUUAGUUCCGCAAAGGAAAUUGAAGAAUUAGCAUCACAGGUUGAGUCAACUGGUGGGGUUUAUUUUGUGCCUGCUUUUAAUGGAUUGUUUGCCCCAUGGUGGCGUGAUGAUGCUCGCGGUGUUUGCAUUGGGAUCACAAGGUUUACAACCAAGGCUCAUAUUGCCCGAUCAGUGCUUGAGAGCAUGUGUUUUCAAGUGAAGGAUGUGCUGGAUUCAAUGCACAAAGAUGCAGGAGGGAUUAAGAAUGAGAAAGGGGAGUUCUUACUCCGAGUUGAUGGUGGUGCUACCGUUAACAACCUGUUGAUGCAAAUUCAGGCGGAUUUGAUGGGAAAUGCAGUGAUAAGGCCAGCCGACAUAGAGACGACAGCUCUUGGAGCAGCAUAUGCUGCUGGUUUAGCCGUUGGGGUCUGGAAAAAAGAUGAAAUCUUUGAUUCUGGUGAGGUGGUCAAGACUUCUACCAUUUUCCACCCCAAACUAGAUGAAGAAUUGAGGAAGAAGAAGGUGGAGUCAUGGUGCAAAGCUGUUGAAAGAACUUUUGACUUGGCAGAUCUUUCUCUUUGAGGCAAUGCAUUGAUUCUGCUUUGCUUUCUUGUUUUCUUUUUAGUUUGGAUGUCACAGCAGGGACACAUUUGGUACUUCAGAAUAAGCUUUUGUUUGAUCUGUGCUGUAAAUAAUUUUCAUUGGUAACGGGAGUUACUAGGGAUGAUUAAGUUCUUCUAUCUAUCUUACCAACUCUGAAAUUUCAAUACUCAGCACUUGUUAAGCGAA
Tripterygium wilfordii is the source of this 1922-nucleotide messenger RNA. Its product is annotated as glycerol kinase. Gene Ontology annotation, biological process: glycerol-3-phosphate biosynthetic process; triglyceride metabolic process; glycerol metabolic process. Lineage: Eukaryota; Viridiplantae; Streptophyta; Magnoliopsida; Celastrales; Celastraceae. Gene Ontology annotation, molecular function: glycerol kinase activity. The coding region runs from base 153 to 1715 and encodes 520 amino acids. The record is from RefSeq and is a predicted model, not a curated record. The transcript has 4 exons. Gene Ontology annotation, cellular component: mitochondrion.